AUGCACAUUAAACGUGUGCGGAAUCCCGACAAAAUUGUGCAACCGGCUAAUGAAUCCCUCACUUUAAUCGCGUUAGUGCAUCACCGAGCAUAUACCGCGAAUGGGACACACGGCACGCAUCUUAUUUAUUUGCCGGCCGCGCGGAAGGCGAUAUCGCGCCGGGCGCGGACUCGCACCUAUACGUAUCCCCGCUCAGCGGAGCGGCCAUGUUUCGCCCGCUGCGCCGCGACCGCCCGACUCGGAAGCGGCCCGCCAGUUUCACGCGGGCUCUCGGACGCGCCGUCGCGUACCGCGCUCGCGAGCGCACUGACCACGCUCCGAAGCGACCCCCCCCUAAUUUCGAACGUCGCGCUCCAAAUUCAAAUUUCCUCCCGCGUAAACUUUUUUUUGGAGCCGCGCGCGUCGCCCGUCGCGAUGGUCCGCACGAAGGACGCCGACGGCAUCAAGAGCAGCCAGAUCGUGUCGGAGGUGGAGCGGAGGCCGUGCCUCUUCGACACCAACCACGCGAACUACGGCGACCGGGCGGCGAAGGCGCGCUGCUGGGACGAGGUGUGCGAGAGCGUAGUGCCCGGCUGGCGUGCGCUGGGGCAAGCGGAGAGGCUGACCGCGGGUACGUUAGACGGACGAUUUGCGAACGACGCGGCCGCGGAGCGCGCGCGGCGCACGCAACGCGCCACGCGAACCGGUCGGGUUGCAAUUGUCGCGUGCGACUUGCGUUGCCCUUUGUUCGUGCGUUUCGACUCCUCUUUCAAAAUACGCUCACUGCGUGUACAUGGCACCGUGGAUAUGCUGCAAACUAAAUUAUCGCAGAAGAAUGCGGCGGUAGAAAACAGUGCGGCGUUCGUGACUCAAUCGACGCAGGGGCCGUCAGGCGGCCGUUUAUCGUCGCUGCGUAUUUGCGGGCGGCUAAUCUCGCUCGCGUCCCAUCCAUUGGCGCUUUUG
Molecule: messenger RNA, 942 nt
Organism: Iphiclides podalirius (scarce swallowtail)
Lineage: Eukaryota; Metazoa; Arthropoda; Insecta; Lepidoptera; Papilionidae
Source: the annotation of a GenBank genome assembly